CACUAUUAAUCACAAUGCCUUUGGGUACAGCUAGCUAAUUGCAUCGUCAAAGCAAAAUCCUUUGUGAGAAAUCAGAACUUCCUAUAUCUGAUUUCACGCUUGUCACUGAACUAUGGCUUCCAUGCAAGACCCAUCAUCUCCUUUGAGACUUCUCGUGGACAGAGAAAGAAACAGAGUGGUUGUGGCCGAAGCAAGUGGAGAUUUCGUGAACGCUCUCCUCAGUUUCUUAACCCUUCCUUUGGGAACCAUCAUUCGGCUUCUUUCCAACAAGCAAAAGCAACAACCAAUAGAGGUGGGCUGCAUUAACAACCUCUACCAAAGUGUCCAAAAUUUCGACACUCAGGUUUUUUGGAAUGGAACCUGCAAGAAAAUGUUGUUGUGGCCGCGUAACCCGUGCGAAAAGCUUUGCCAGAAACUAAAAUUUAACGUGGAUGACACAGAGCCCACCAAGUAUAUGAUGUGUGGCUCCUGUGGAGGGGGUAACCGGACACUGCUGAGUACUUUUGCGGGAGUAAGCUGCUCAUGUGGGAAACUGAUGGACAAGGAGAUGAAGUUGGAGGGGGAGGAAAAUAAUUCCAAAGGAGAAGAUGGUGUUUUUGUUAGAGGGGACACUAUGUAUUUGAUCUUUGAUGAUUUAAGGGUUCUUGAGAACUUUCCAGGAAACACUGUUCAUUAUCUUGUCCAACGUGGCCAUACAGACCUCACUAAGCUCACCGAAGUCGCCCCAAACGUUGGCUUAAACCAGAUUAUGGACUUGAUGAAGCGGGCCUUGAUCUCGAAAUCUCCUCUCAGUGACGUAUUCUUGACUUGGGAAGAUGGUGGAUCUGACCCUGUGUCCUCUUUCAGACCGAUACUAGCUCCAUCACAGUUCGGACGGGCAUCUAACCCCACCAUGUCCUUUUUCGGUGUGCAUGGGAAUGAUUCCUCAUUAAUGCUGAAGGUAACGUCGAGCAAGUCGAGGAACAAAAUCCUCUAUGCUGAAGCAGAGGGAGAUUUCGCUGAUUUUCUAUUCAGCUUCCUCGCCAUGCCUCUUGGGGCUAUUCUCAAGAUUUUAGGAGGCAAUGAUUUUAAACUGGGAUCUAUGCAUAAUCUUUACAAUAGUGUCAAGGGUCUGAGCACAUGGUACACAAGUUGGAGUAACAAUUAUAGCUCUCCAUACACUCCUUUACUGGAUCUGAAGGUGGCUCCUCAAUAUGGUUGUAUAAGGCAGCCAUUAAUGCUCCAGGAAGAAAAAACUCCUACUUACUGGUAUGGUACUGGUGUGAUCCGAAAUAUGAUGUGUUAUGCGAACAAAAAUGGGGUAAUUUCAAAGGAGCGCCACCAGAUAGCGGACGCAUCUGAAAUAUCUAUGGUUGACCCUAGAUGUGCGGAUGAAAGGACAGGACUUACUGUGGGAUUUGUGAAGAGACCAGCACUUUUUGCUGUAACGGAUGAUCUUCAAGUCACGCCAUUGACUUGUGCUUCAAGCAUUUCGUUUCUGCAAAAAUUGAAUACCCCUCUGAAUGAUUUGGAGCAGCAUGAGGUGAAAAUUGGUCCGAAUGAGGCUCUGAAUCUGUUGGGAGCAUCUUUGACAUCCAAAGCUGCAUUGACAAAUGGGCUUUUCCACCUCCUGAAGAAGCCGAAGGAAGAAGCCACGGCCUGAACAUUUUUGUCUCUGUAUAAGGGGCAUUCUAGGGCGUUUGUAAUGUAUUUUGAAUAUUUAAAAUCUGUGCCAGUUAUUAUGAACUUGAUGAGUGAAAAAAUAUUAGUCUCAGUAGAACAGCUGAUGUUAAAUUGGUCACAUUCCAAGAAAGUGAAUAGUUACAUGAGUCUCCAUUUGGCCAAAAGAGUUAAUAUGACUAACUGAUAGUAGCUUGAGUGA
Molecule: messenger RNA, 1861 nt
Organism: Neltuma alba
Lineage: Eukaryota; Viridiplantae; Streptophyta; Magnoliopsida; Fabales; Fabaceae
Exons: 4
Coding region: 113-1642 (509 amino acids)
Source: RefSeq, a predicted model, not a curated record